AUGAAGGUCACCAACGUCAUUCUGCCUCUCCUCGCCUCUCAGGCGGCGGCUCAGGUCAUCGAUAUCCAGAUUGGUGACACUGCGGCGCUUGGUCUUAUGCGACAGGCCGCUCAAGCCGAAAAGGAUGGUGACCAUGCUCGCGCUGCCGACCUUAGAGAGCUAUUGAGCAAAUCGCGUAGUCCUUCCCGAGAUAGAACUCAGUGGAAGACUGAGUGUUCCGUCAGCUCCACCAUCAAUGCAGAGAUUUACGUCGUUCCCGACCCUUCACGCGCUCCCAAAGAGAUCGCCUGGGCGAUGGAUUACCUCGACAAGUACUGGACAACCGAUGAUGGUGGUGAACUUCCCUAUCCCGGCGAUUUCGAUCGUUUUAUGCACUCCGACGGCUUCAGAAUUCUUCGCACCGAUUACAAGGAUCUGCCCUGGACUGUUCGCAAUUACCGAGAGGAGCUUCUCAAAGAAGGUACCAAAAUGGAGCGCAAGUUUAUUGCCGAGUUGGACGGAGUAGCCUUCUUUGCGCCUGGCGUUGUGACUUGGUUGGCACCUCUGUUUGCAGGAAGCGAUGUCAAGCCUGGACAGAAUGCUUGCGACGACGAAAUUGUUGACUUUAGCAACUGGGAUAAGAAGAAGUCUGGGUCUGAGGAUGUUAACUUCUCAUUCAACUAUGGUGGUAAGAUGCAAGUUGGAAACUCCAUUGCCAUUCAAGUGAACGCAAAGAAGUCUGUGAAACAAGAGCCUGCUGGAAAGACGGAGGAGGCGAUCAACAAGACAGUUGAGGACGAGGACGACGCUGCUGAGCUGUAA
This is a messenger RNA of Fusarium pseudograminearum CS3096, 801 nucleotides long. RefSeq lists its product as uncharacterized. The transcript has 2 exons. The record is from RefSeq and is a predicted model, not a curated record. Lineage: Eukaryota; Fungi; Ascomycota; Sordariomycetes; Hypocreales; Nectriaceae. Bases 1 to 801 code for a protein of 266 amino acids.